AUGGUCUCCUUCACAGAAAUCAAGGCAUCUAACGGGCUGAUCAACGAUGCCACGGCCCCGCGCGUCGCCGUCUUCGUCGGCGGAACAUCAGGCAUCGGACAACUCACGGUCAAGGCCCUAGUCGCCACGGGAUCCAGCGUGAGAAUCUACCUGGUCGGGCGCAAGAGCUCUGAAGAGCGCGCGAGCGCCUUCGUCCAGGAGCUGCAUGCCACCAAUCCCAGGGCCCAAGUCAUCUGGACCGAAGGCGAGAUUUCGCUCCUCGCGGAGACAAAGAGAGUAUGCGAGGUCAUCAAGCACAAGGAGCCACAUGUCGACCUACUCUUUCUUACCGCGGGCUACGCGCCAAUCGGCCCGCGGAGUGAGACUGCCGAGGGUUUGGAGGUCGCCCAAAGCCUUGAGUACUAUUCGAGGGUCCUCUUCAUCCAGCACCUUCUUCCACUUCUUCGUGAGGCGGAGGCCCCCAGGGUCGUCAGCGUCCUGGCGGGCGGGUUGGAGAGGGCAUCUGUUGACAUCGACGACAUAGAUCUGAAAAGACCGGGGAACUUCAACGGCAUAAAGGCCCAGAUGCAGUACACGGUAUUGAACACAAUGGCUUUGGAAAGGCUGGCCACCGAGAAUCCCAACGUGACGUUCAUCCAUUCCUGGCCCGGUUGGGUCAACACGGGGAAUGUAAGGAGGGGCCGGGACCCGAACUCGAUCCUGGCCUGGAUCAUCUGGAUUUUCCUUGAGCCCCUCAUUGCCAUGUUCUCGUUCAACGACGAGGAGUCCGCACAGAGGCAUCUGUUUCAGAGCACCAGCGCUGCUUUUGGUGGUCGUGGCGUGCCGUGGAAGGGCAAGACAGGCGUGAAUUCGCUGGACAAGCAGGAGAAUGGGUUGUUUCUCGUCAAUUAUAAGUGCGACUGUACCCCGAAUGCAAAGGUAAUGCCUCUGCUACGAGACAAGGCCGGCCCCAAGAUCUGGGACCAUGCCCAGGAAGUUCUUGGACCGUAUUUAUGA
Molecule: messenger RNA, 996 nt
Organism: Diaporthe amygdali
Lineage: Eukaryota; Fungi; Ascomycota; Sordariomycetes; Diaporthales; Diaporthaceae
Product: short chain dehydrogenase reductase family protein
Exons: 1
Coding region: 1-996 (331 amino acids)
Biological process (GO): secondary metabolic process
Source: RefSeq, a predicted model, not a curated record